Hymenoscyphus albidus is the source of this 11935-nucleotide messenger RNA. The record is from the annotation of a GenBank genome assembly. NCBI's taxonomy places the organism in Eukaryota, Fungi, Ascomycota, Leotiomycetes, Helotiales, Helotiaceae.
UAAAAAACCUCUCAAUUCUUUCAUUCUCCCCAUGAUGAGGGCUGCAGCUGAACGUCCAACUUCCGAACAAAGAUCUUCCAUCGGGAAGAGAUCUUCAUCCCCCCAACUCUCAACAGGACGGCAUGGGAUGGGAUGUUCAGCUCCACCGCAGACAGGGGUCCAAGUCCGCUCGUUGGUAUCACCAAUAGUCCCUCACGACAAUUUUAAGAAGUCUUUUGGGGGUAUUGUGCCCCCAUUUCUUCUAUGGUUUAGGCAGACAAUUCCGGGUCCAUACAUUCCAUCACUUUCUUAUACACUGCUAGCGCCGUGUGUUCACAGCGGAGGGAGUGCAAACCCAGGGUAGUAUCUCCCGUACGGGUAUUUCUAUUUUUAUUUCCCCUCCUUGUCUGCUCCGCGAAUGGGCUCCGCGAGUGCAGCUGAAGACAGGCCUAUCACAUCCAGAUGUGGGGCGCCAUCCGGGCCUUCCACGAUUUGAAUGGGGGGAGGCUUUACGGAUGGAUGUUGGGGUAGCUCACGUUUUUAUGUUUCGAGAUCCCUUUACUGCCAUUCCCGACCCGUUGUUCGAAGCCGUUGGAUUUGCUAUCUGAGCGUGGAGAUUGUGUGCCAUGGAGAACUCUUCGGGGAGCAGCGAGUCGCCUACGGAACUGAAAACGAGGGGGAGAGCGAUCCCUCGUCGUGGGCUGCCGAAGGUUAAGAGCGGGUGUGUGACGUGUAAGGAGAGAAGGGUAGGUGGUGUUUUUUUAUUUUUCCGGGGGUGAAAUAGUUGUAUUGUUCAUUUGAUCGUAUUUUGGAAGUUAAUGGAGAGACACAUAUUUCUUUUUUGUAUUCUCUUUUUCUUCUUGCUUUCCUCCUUCGGUUCCAACUCAGCCAUACUAAUUCCGUUGGGAAUAGGUCAAAUGCGGAGAAGAGAAGCCAGUAAGUCUUUCCAAAAAAACCCAACUAUCAACCAAACCAUUGAAACCCCCCAGGAAUGUCACCGUUGUAUAAAAUUCGGCAUAGACUGCGCAGGCUACCGCCCCAGAAAACCCAAAGCAACACGCGCCAAAAAUGAACUUGCGCCCCGGGGAUUUACAGGCUUCCAAUACGGAGAAUUCGGCCCCUCAGCAAAGUACAUGAAAAACGUCCUCCUCCCCGUCGUUUCCACCGCGCCCUCGGUAUCGUUCUUCAAGAACCAGGAGGAAUCGGACUACUUCAAGAUCUUCAGCACGAAAACCGCCAUGGAGAUCCUCCCACUCUUCGCCUCGGAGUCGUUUCGUAGACUUAUGUUGCAAGCCUCGGAAAGCGACUUGUCCAUCCGUCACGCUGUCAUCGCACUAGGUGCUCUCGACAAGACGAGCCAGUUAGUGUCCAAGUCUGAGAAGGAGAAGGAGAGUUUGAGAAAGCAUCAUGAGAGAGCGCUUCAGCAGUAUGCUAUUGCAUUGAAGCAUAUGCGAGAACAUGCUGAUAAGAAACCUGAUUUGAGGAUUGCUUUGCUGCAUUGUCUGGUGACGUUGUGUUUUGAGGCUUGGAGUGGGAAUCAGAUCCAGGCGAUGGGUCAGAUUCAAUUGGGCUUUCGGUUGAUUCAGGCUUGGAAGGAGGAGAGUGGGAAUGAUACACCGCUUGCGGCUAUGUCGACUCAUGAUUCGGAUUUGUUUAGGAUUUUUGGGAGGCUUGAUGGUAAGUUGUUCUCAUAUCGGAGCACUAAGUUAGUGAGAGUGUACUCAUCAGACUCAUCAUGAGCUACAAUUUCAAAUAGCCAAUCACCCCUUUUUGAUAUACACGACGAUUACAUCCCUCAAAAUUGCUAACCAUCAAUAGUCCAAGCCAUGUCGCUAGCCAAAGACUCCUUCUGGCUCAAAGAACACCCCUUCGUCGACGGCGACAUGAACUCAUUCUGGGCUCAAAUGCCCAGCACCUUCACAUCCCUCGAGGCAGCAGAACCCUACACAGACGGUCUCUCCCGGCGCACAAUGCACAUCCUCUCUCGAGGAACGGGUCGACCAAAGAACAAACACGUAUUCCCCGUCAACGGGUGGUGGGGCGAUAAAACACCCUCGGUAAUGGCAACCCAACAAGAGCUCCUCAAAGACGGUCGUCGAUGGUUCUCAGCAUUCAAAUCAUUGUAUCAAAAAGUUUGUGAGAAAGAAAGUCCCGAACGAGUGAUCUACGCGAAGACGCUGGUGGUCUUUGCGAGGACGGGUCAUCAUGGGACGUAUAUUCUUUGUUGUGAUGAUGAGAUGGAGUAUGAUCAGUUCACCGAUUCGUACCGCGAGACGGUGGAUUACUGCGAGGAUAUUCUGAGGGCGAUGGAGCCGGGUGAGAAGUGGCCGCCGGACCCGAAGUUCUCGUUUGAUUCGAUUGUCGUUAUUCCAUUAUAUAUUAUUAGUCAUAAGUGUCGGAAUCCUGUGGUUAGGAGGAAGUGUAUUUCGCUGCUGCUUGGGUAUUCGCGGAGAGAGGGGGUAUGGGAUUCGAUUUUUGCGGGGAAGAUGGGUCAGGUAAGGGUUUAUGUUUGCUAUUUUGAAUGAGGCACUCGGAUGUUUUGAGGAAAGAAACUGAUUGUUGUGUUUUAGUGGGCUAUGGAGGUUGAAGAGGAUUUCAUUGGCGAGGAUGGAGUGAUUCCCGGAUGGGCAAGAAUCUAUGGGAUGGGCUUCGAAAAAGACAUCGCGGAUCGACAGGCUAUUUUGACAUGUCAACAAAGGAUUUCUCCCUUUUCGAAUGAGGAGAUAACACGACGGAAGGUCAUUACUUGGUAGUUGAUCCAACAAAACUAGACGAACUGCCCAGAAGCAGUUGCUUAGUUGGAUGGAAGGGGCAGAUUCAAAUCCCCUGUACUUCAUAUUGGACCAUGAAUUGGCAUCCAUAAUCCAGCGGAACUUCACACUGCAGGUCCAGUAGGUCGUCAAUACUCAGCGUCAAACGAUUGUCGUCCAUGACGACGGUAAUAUAUUUUUGGCCAAGGUAAAGAAGCUUUCUCAACCUUGCCUUUGGAAGGACCAAGAAGAGCUUGAUGGAUUUGAGGUUGAUUUGAGGUUGAACGUGUGAACGUAGGCGAAGGAACAGAGGUGAUGGUCGUAUCUAAAGAGGGAAAUAAACAGGUAUUGAUGAGAAUUCGGGAUAUAUGUAGUAUGGGACAAAUCAUCCAGUCUUAUAAGUGGUAAACAUACAAUCAAGACAUGCAGAGAACAGUCGAGAAAUGCACAAUCAUAUCUUGCGUUCAAUUUAAGGUAUUUCAUAACAAUCUCUAAGUAAAGUUCAGACCGAGAAUAUGGGAAAGACAAGCUUUCCCCGUCUAGCAGUUGAUUGAGGUUAUACUUUAAACUCUAACCCCAACCCCAUGGAGAGCAGGCGAGCAAGACAAGCCCCUGAAAAGAUUCCAUCAUGAUCACGAACACACCCAAGCAUGAUUUUUAGUCAGGUAUUAGUGUGACUUGAAAUGCAGUCAGCAGCAGAUCAUCAGAUCAAGUAAGACGUCUAUACUUUAAAUCCUCUCUUUCGUAAAACGUGAAUCUCGGGAUAUGUUGUGUCAUUCUUGUCCAGCUCCAGGCCGGGGGGUGCUCGGGAUCUCCGCGCGAGAAUUCCAAAGACUGGCGCUAAUUAACUACUUUAGUACUUUAGGGAGAAACGUCUUCGAGUACUUACUAGAAUAUUAGUGAAGGGAUAUAGUAGAAUCGACCGUAAAAGAACAAACGACGACAAACAUUCAAGGUCAUUCUACGGUCUAGGACACACCAAAAGUGGGCAGUUUAGUACGUAGAGAAUUCGACAACAAGAGCACAAUUGACAGUAGAUAGUAGAUACUAUUCGCGGCAGCAAUCAACCAAUCCUUGAUUCCUAGAAAAUCUAUCUGUAAACCCUCUACAAGCGAUCUAUGUCCGACAAUGACAUAGUGUAAGUGAUCAGGGAGAACCACUCACAUUGACUUGCUAAUAGGUGUAUCUUCACUUCCUCUCUUGCUCUUGACUGGAGGAGCAGCCUUGGAGUCGACAGCAACGGAGGAUAGUACAGUCGAGAUUUUCAAGUUACACUUGGCGAAGACGAGGACAAGAUUGAUUAAUGUUGAAUUUUUGGACCCCUUAAAAACACGAGACUCGAUGGAGAACAGGCGGGCAUUUGAUGCAAGUCAGUCGAUGCUCGCAAGCUCGCAUUACCGCCUGUCUCUACCUUAUUAAGUGGUUUUUAAUUAGGACCUCAUCAAUUAUUGUUUAAUUAGUACCUUAUUAAGUAUCUUUUAAUUAAAACCUUAUUAUAUAUCUUUUAAUUAAGGGCUUAUUAAAUAUCUUUUAAUUAAGGUCUUAUUAAGUAUUCUUUAAUAAAGAUAUUAUUAAGUAUCCUUUAACUAAGAUCUUAUAAAGUGUCUUUUAAUUAAAGCCUUAUUGUGACGAUACGUACGAUGUGUUGCUCAAGGAGCGUCCAAGGUGUAGGUUAUGGAAUCGUAGAACUGUCUAUUCGAAGAUUCUAAGCUGAGGAGAAGAGGAGAGCUCGAGAGAGCUUGAGUCUAAAUACAAUGUGGUUCGCUAAGGAAGCCACGUGAUAUGAAUGGCACGUGACGGUCAGAACCGUCACACUUAUUAUAUAUCUUUUAAUUAGGGUCUUAUAAAGUUUUCUUAAUUAAGAUCUUGUUAAUUAUCUUUUAAUUAAGGGUUAUUAAGUAUUAUUUAAUUAAGAUCUUAUUAUAAGUUAUAUCUUUUAAUUAAGACUUUAUUAUAUAUUUUUAAAUAAAGAUAUUAUUAAGUAUCUUUUAAUUAAAGUCUUAUAAAGUAAGUUUAUAAGUAACUAUAUAUUAAUAAUAAUAUAUUACUUAGAUAGUAUUUAAAUAUUUAAAUCAUUAUUAGGCUUAAAUUAGUUAAUUAUAAUAAUCUACUUACUUUUAAAUUCUAAUUUAAUUUAAGUUAACUUUAAUAACAAUUAAGUUUUAUUAAGUUAGUAAUUACCUAGUUCUUUUAGAAGUAGAAUACUUUUAUUUAUUAUAUUAUUAUAUAUUACUUAAAGUUAAUUCUAUACUAUUACUAUUAUAUAUACUAAGUUUUAUAUUAUAAAGGGUUUAAAGUUAUAAAACUAAGAAUAAAUAUAAGUUUAAAUAAGUAUAUACUAUAUAUUUAGAGCCAUAUAAAGUCUUAAAGCUAUAUUAGUAUUAAAUUACUUAUAAACUAUUAUUAAAUAAAUAUAGUUUAAUUAAAUAAUAUUAAAUUCUUUAAUAUCUAAUAUUUAAAGGUUAAAAGGUUAAUAUUAUAUAUUAGUUAAAUAGUAUUCUACUAAGAUAUAGUACUAAUAAAACUUUAAUUAUAUAUAAAAGAUUAAUUAAACUUUUAAUUAGUUAUAAGGACUAUAUCUGAAAACAUUCUCUUUUUAUAGUCCUUUUUCUAUGGGGGGGCUCAGGGGGUAGAAGGGCUAGGGAAUAUAGGCUAUCUAGAGUCUUAUAUACUAAUUAGAGUAGGUAGACAGGCUAGUCACCUGACCCGGAGUUUUAACCCUCCGUCUAGCUAAGUCGAAAAGUUGGUGCCUUGCAUCGGUAAGGCAGCAAAAACCCCACCAAAAUCUAUAGUCGUAACCGCAAAUCGCUAUUAAAUACCACUUUUAAAUCUAAUCAUAAGUAAACAACGGGAUAAAAAGGCAGGAUUUUAAUAUAGGUACUAAUACAACCUAAUAUAAAGUACUAAACAAUUUAGACACGAUUUGCGCUCGAUGCGGGCUGUUCUUUCGUGCCACGCGUGCCCACCAAAAGUCCCGAUCACCUGACCAGUUUUUUUCGGGUCCAUUCCGGGAACGCUGAGAGCCAAUCAACCCCUGUCUCGCUUCGUGCAAAGACAAUGUAUAUAAGAUCGUGCCUAACCUAGUUAGUAAGGGUGUAUUUAGCUUAGAUUAGUAGACUCCACUCUAUUCGGUAGCGUACCCUAAAAUAGAUAAAACUUACGAAAACUCUAUUCACUUAUUGAGUAUAUACUUGAUGAUAUAUUCGAUUCGAAUUUUAUUUAGCUCGAAUUAAGCUUUAUUAUUAUACUUAGUACUUAAGAAGGUAAUUAUAGGUAUUAGGCUCUAAAAUAGUAGUAUUAUACUAUACUAUACUAUAUAACUAGUACUUAAAUAUAAUAAUACUACUACUUAUAAUAUAUUCGAAUUAAAUAGAGUUUUAAUUAAGGAAAAUUAUAUAUAGUAUUUAGAAUUAAUUUAAUCUUAAAAUAAUAGUAUUAUUCUUAUAAUAACUACUAUUUUAUAUAUAAAUAACUUAUAUCGGUAUUACUACCUAUAAUUAAUUAUUAAUUCUACUACUUUUAUUGUACUACUUUUUCUACUACUUUUACUACUAUUUAUACUACUAUUUAUACUACUUUUUCUAGCUUAAUAUAUCUAAGUAAGUUAUAACUUAACUAAAUCUAUCUACCUCUAUGUCACAAAUCACGUGCUAGCACGUGAGGAGUUAGUCCAGACGGGGUUCUAACAGGACAAACACAUCAUGGCUCUUAUAGCAAAAAGGGAUCGCUUAGGUUGGUUAAGCGAUCCAGGGAUUUCUUAUAAGUCACGUGAUAUAUGCAGGUCGACUUCUCGCCUGGUCGAGAAGUCGAUUAUCGACUAUGUCAACAGUCGACAUUGUCGACUUCAGGAACACGAAGGUUCUAUAUAAGACUGGCACGUCUGCCAUUAGAUAGGAGCUUCGUGCUCAACUUAGUUAUCAAUCUUAUCAUAUUAGUUUGACAUCUUUGAUACAAGUAACGAGUUCACUUCCAAGUGAACAACCCGAUAGUCUUCUUCUUAUCAUAGCAUACCAACCAGCGAACACCCAGCCAAGUUUAGUUAGCCAGUUUGAGUAUUCGUUACACUCUAGUACUACUUAUACCUUACCUACUAAAUAGAAGCUAGAUAUUCGUUAUACUACUCUAGUUACCUAAAUAAAAAGAAGAGAUUAGUUUACUUCUUAAUAAGCUUUAGAUUUUUAAGAGAGCUAGUAAAAUUAGCGAAAAUAGCUUUAAGAGUAAAGUAUAAAAAGAAUAUACUAAACUAUUUAAAGAUUCUAAAAAAGAUAAUAAGGCGUAUUAUGUAAAGUUUACUUAUUUAAAGGAAUAAUAUAAGAUUAUACUUAAUAUUAGAAAUACUUUAAGAUUUAGGUAAAAUAAAGAUAAUAAGAUUUAUACUACUAAGAAUUAGAUCUAGGAAGCUUAUUUAAGUAUAAGUACCUACUAUUUUAGCUUUACUAUUCUAAUAUUAGUAUUAUAGGGUAUACCUAAGGCUUAUUUAUAGAAAAUAACUUUAUUUAUCUAGUUUAAUAACAUACUAGAGAUAUAUAAAGGUUACCUUAUAAUAAUUAAGUAUAUUUAUAUACCUAGUAGUAGUAGAAAUAAUAGUAGUAAUAGAAACUCGAGGUCCUAGUAUAUAUAGGAGCUUAUAUAAACCUAGCUAGCUAGUGAUAAUAAGAAUACUAGAGAAACUAAGAAUGAGAAUAAUAACUGUCUUAAGAGUUUAAUGUGACGAAACUCAAACUAUCUGACAAAGGUAAUCGUUUCGACGGUUGGUAUGCGGGUAAGAAGUACAGAUGCGCCGGGUUGUUUACUCGGAGGUAAACUCGUCACUUGUUAACAAAGAAGUAAUAACUUAACAACUAGAUUGCUAAACUAAGUUGAGCACGAAGCUCCUAUCUAAUGGCAGACGUGCCAGUCUUAUGUAGAACCUUCGUCCUUUCCUGGAUCCAUCAGAUCCCUUCGGGAUCUAUCCCGGUCCAUCACGUGACAGUAACCAAUGGAAAUCCUUGGAUCGCUUAGCUACUCUAAGCGAUCCCUAUUAUAAGAAACCUGGGUGUGCUCUGUCGAGGGUUGCGCCUCCUAUUAUGACAUGUAUCACGUGUACACGUGAUUCGUGACACUUAAUUACCUAGCUAAUUAAACGUUAUAAGGCUAUAAAAUAUAUAAAAAGUAUACUAAAAGACUAGAAAUCGCUUAUAAAUAUUAGAUUUACUCUUAAAUAAAUUACUAUUACUUUUAGCACUUAAGAAACUAACUUAUACUAAAAGAAAACGUUAAUUCUAAUAUUAUAGGUUAAGUAUAAAUCGCUAUCUAGAAGACUAAUUGAAUUAUAGAUUUAAGUAUUUUAAUAUUAAUUCGUUUAUUUAUAAUAAAAGCCUACCUUACUACUAAGUUCCUAGUAAUUAUUACUAAUCACUAAUAACUAUAAAUCUAGUAAAUAAUAUUCGUUCUAUUAGAGAAUAAGUCUUUUAUAAAUAAGUUUUCGACUAAUUCGACUAAAUAUAUUGUUAUAGAAAGGUACCUAGAUAGUAUUCGAAAGAAGCUAGAGGAUAUAAUUAAAGGUAUAAUAAGUAUUAUAGUUAGUACUAAAGAUACUAAGGAUAAUAAGUUAUAGUUAUAGUAUUAUUUUAUAACGUUAGUUAUCUUAUUUACUUUAUUACUUGUUUUAGUCCCUUUUUAUUUUAUAGUAUAAUUGUUACUUUUUAGUAUUUUUAUAUUAUUACUUAGAAUUAUUAUAGAAUACUUAAAUUACUUGAAUUUAUUUUAUAGAUUUAGAUAGAUUAUAUUACUUUUUUCUUUAUAUAGUUAUUCUAUAUAACUUAUCUAUAGUAAUUUUAUUCCUUUACUUAUUAACUCUCUUUAUCUCCGCCUUUCUAAUCUUAUACUCUUAUAUACUACUACUCUUUUAAUCCUAUACCUCUAAUUAGUUAAUAUCUUUACUAAUAUUAGAAAAACUAAUAUCUAUAAUUAAAGAUAGGAUAUUAUAUAAGAUAUAAAAUAUAGGGAUAAGUUCAACCUAAGCCUUAAUUUUAAAGGUAUAAGGAGUUAUUAGGAUCGGAAACUUCUUUUUAAGAACGUUAAAAACCCGCUUUAUAAUAUUAUAUAACUAAGUAUAACGUAGAUUGAAGAGCUCUUUAGUAUUCCUAGGUUCUCUAUAUCUCUCUUUUCUAGCUUAUUCCUAUUCCUUUAGAUAGUAUUAUACCUUAGAAUAGGGAAUAAGGUAGGUAUUAUAACUAGUAAACCUAGUGUCUUCUAAUAUAUAAUAACCUUCCGGUAUUAUAAGCGCUCCUUAACGUAUUAUAUUAAUCUAUAAAGUUAAGUUAAAAGCGCUACUCUCCUAGCUAGGGAGUACGUUUAUAAAUUUUAUAUUAAAAGUAUAAGCUACUAGUAUAUUUUAAAAAAGGGUUUUAUUCUUAUCUCUCUAAAGAGCUCGUUUAUUAUAAAGAAGCGAAAGUAUAAUAUAUAUACUAUUAAUUACUCCUAGAUACCUAUUAAACUCAAGGUUAUAUUUAUAGUUAAAUAAUAUUCUCGAAGAUAGUAAAGUAUUUAUAAAUAAAGUAAUAACGUAUUUAUUAUAAAAGUCUAGCUAUAAAAGAUAUUAAAUAAUUUUAUAGAAAUAAUACUAGAUUAUCUAAGAACUUUUAAUUAAGUAAUUAAUAUAAUUAUAUAAUUAAAGAGAAUAUAUAACUAUAACUUUUAAAAUCGCUCGGCUAGCUUUAGUAUACUUAGAUUACUUAUAACUAUAUAUAGGAAUGUACUUAAUUAUUCUUAUAUUAUAGUAUAUUAAGUAAAUACUAAACUAGUUUUUUGAAUUAGUAAACCUUUAAGAAUAUUAAAUACUUCCUAGGUUAUAUAUAAAUUCCUUUAAAUUCGACGUAGAUUACUACUAAUUAGCUCCUUUAUUUAAACGAAACUACUAGUUUUAGAUAUAUAUUAUAGUAGUUUAGCGAAGUAGUUUUUAUAGUAUAAAGAUAACGAAUAUACGCUAGUAAGGGUUAAAAUUACUACUAAUUUAGCCUUUCUUAUAUAAGUAUAUUACUUCUAAAAAAGGGAUUUUAUAAUUAAUACAAGUUAUAUAUAAAGUAGUAGUAUAUAGUAGUAGUUAUAUAUAGAGUAGGAUAAGCGAGUUAAGUAGUAUACUUAUUAAAAUAUAGAAAAGCUAUAUUACUAUUUAAUAUAGUAUACUUAUAAAGAAGCUAGAUUACUAUAUUUAGAGUAGUAAAAGCUUCUAAUUUAAUAUACGAGCUAAAUAGAAUUAGAACUCGAUACGAGUUAGGAUACGACUAACUCGUAUCGAGUAUAAAACUCUAAUUUGUAUGGUGGACUCGGAGUGUACACUCCGAGCCAAACACACCCUAAGCCAGGCACUGUAAUAUUGAUGCUAGGAAGAAAGUUAGUCCGACGGCAGUUUAAGAGAAGCUUUUACCCGAGAUGUCAUUGGUGGACGGCAAGAUGGUGUUUUGGGAGCAGCAACUGUCAAAUUUACCCGUAGACAUCUCCGACGUACAGCACUUUUCCCCCCUACAGUACUAAUCUUUAUUUACGCUGUCGCAGGACAAUCGUUCUUGGAAUCUCUGAGCGUCAGUGAACGUCGGCGAGGAAUUUGGAUGCGAAUGUCCGGCAAUCCAGUCUAGUCAGCAUACUGUAGCGCCUUACAAGUGCAGCAGUAGAUCUUAGCAUAUCCUAGCCCAGCACCGCUCUGGUCUGGUGAGAGAGAGUACUCCGUACCCUGAGUACCCACGCGACCGAGGACAGCGACAGCACUACCGAUCUCCUCCAAGCCCUUCGACCCCCAAUCGCGUCGCUCGCUCUCCCCAUCGCCGGUCCUCGAUUCGCAUCCUUCGACGGCCUCGGUGGCGCCAGAAAGCGAAAGGCCAUUGAACCGCCCCAAGAAGAUGCACCUCGCGAUGCCCUCGAGGAAAUCCUCGAACCCCCAACCAUAUGUGCCGCGCUCCUCCAAAAUCCCCUCCUUUCGCAGGAAACGAGUGCAGACGGUAGUGGCUUUUGCUGCGGCGGUGGGCAUCAUCAUUUGGAUCCUCUCCGCCGUCACAGGGAGAGAGCAUAUCCCCUCUGGGACGCCGCCGGUGGUGAUUUUGACGGUGCUGGAUGAGGAGAGUUACAGCAAGGAGUAUAUCAAGAAUGUGAAGGAGAACAGGAUAGAGUAUGCCAGGAAACAUGGUAAGCUUGGAGAUGUGCUGCGAAGGGAGACAGCAGGUGUAAUUCUUGCAAUUGGGCUGACUGUAUAACGUUUGUAUAGGCUACGCAACUUUCUUCCCCAAAGUCAAAGAUUAUGACCUCAACGGGGCUCCGCCUUCAUGGGCACGAGUACCUGCUGCUCGACAUGCCUUUACCAAAUUCCCAUUCAGCACAUACGUGUGGUAUCUGGAUCAGAACUCCUUCAUCAUGAACCCGGAGCUCACAGUCGAGACGCAUAUAAUGGACAAGAAGCGCAUUGAAUCAUUAACGAUCAAGGACCAGCCAAUUGUACCUCCCGACAGUGUUAUCAAGACCUGGCCACAUCUGAAGGGAGAAAAUGUGGAAUUGGUCCUCACCCAAGACAAGGAGGGGUUGGCGCAAGGAAGUUUCAUUGUGAAAAGGGGCGAAUGGAGUAAAUUCUUCUUGGAUACUUGGUUUGACCCAUUGUACCGCUCCUACAAUUUCCAGAGGGCAGAUACACAUGCUUUGGUGAGUUCAAUGGCUAUUUCCGCUUUCGCACGUACUGAUCUAAAAUAGGAGCACAUCGUCCAAUGGCAUCCAACCAUCCUCUCCAAACUCGUCCUCGUCCCCCAACGAAUCCUGAACGCAUACGCGAAAGAUCACUACGAUGUGGAAUCUGGCGCUUACAAAGAUGGCGAUUUCGUAAUCCGAUUUGCAGGCUGCGACCAACAAGGACGAGACUGCGCAAAGGAAGCCGACCCAUUCUCCAAACAAUGGAGAACACUAUUCAACGCCAGAUGAUGAGAAACCCCUCACGUCGAUUCUCGAUCCAUAGAACAGCGAAAAGCGAAUGCAAAAGAAGAAAAAAGAGCCGCGGACAGAAAACCCUUCAUGAUCUACGACCAGGGCGAGGAAAUAGGACAUUCCAACCGAAAAAGUCGGGGGCGUUUGAGGCGUAGGAAAGUUUGAUCAUGAUCGACUAUAUGUUGGCAUAUAUGCAUAUUUUUUUCUGUUGAUUCGGGGGAAGGGAUCAUAGUUCUUUGCAUGGAUGGGGACAUUCUCGCUGU